Oncorhynchus kisutch (coho salmon) is the source of this 642-nucleotide messenger RNA. RefSeq names its product circumsporozoite protein-like. Bases 1 to 642 code for a protein of 213 amino acids. The record is from RefSeq and is a predicted model, not a curated record. The transcript is spliced from 2 exons. Lineage: Eukaryota; Metazoa; Chordata; Actinopteri; Salmoniformes; Salmonidae.
AUGGCUGUGCUGAGGCUGGGCCACCACUGGGAUGGCUGGGCCACCACUAGGAUGGCUAGUAAGAUCAUCAGCCAGCUCUCUGAUGCUGACACUAACGCUAACACUGACACUGACACUAACAGUAACGCUAAGGCUGACACUAACGCUAACACUGACACUAACACUCACACUAACGCUAACGCUGACACUAACACUAACGCUGACACUAACGCUAACGCUAACACUAACACUAACAGUAACGCUAACGCUGACACUAACGCUAACGCUAACACUAACACUAACGCUAACGCUAACAGUAACGCUAACGCUGACACUAACGCUAACGCUAACGCUAACACUGACACGAACAGUAACGCUAACGCUAACACUAACGCUAACGCUAAUGCUGACACUAACGCUAACACUAACGCUAACGCUAACACUAACACUAACACUAACGCUAACGCUAACACUAACGCUAACGCUAACACUAACACUAACGCUAACACUGACACGAACAGUAACGCUGACGCUAACACUAACGCUAACGCUGACACUAACACUAACGCUGACACUAACGCUAAUGCUGACGCUAACGCUAACGCUAACGCUAACGCUAACACUGACACGAACAGUAACGCUAACGCUAACACUAACGCUUAA